Aspergillus vadensis CBS 113365 is the source of this 678-nucleotide messenger RNA. Its product is annotated as putative eukaryotic translation initiation factor eIF1a-like protein. Gene Ontology annotation, cellular component: nucleus. The transcript has a single exon. Gene Ontology annotation, molecular function: RNA binding; translation initiation factor activity. The record is from RefSeq and is a predicted model, not a curated record. Bases 243 to 557 code for a protein of 104 amino acids. Gene Ontology annotation, biological process: translational initiation. NCBI's taxonomy places the organism in Eukaryota, Fungi, Ascomycota, Eurotiomycetes, Eurotiales, Aspergillaceae.
GUAGACAAAGAAAUCUAGAUGGCGGGGAUGGAGAGAGAAGAGAGAGCGAGACUGGCAAAGAAGCGGAUGGGGACCCACACUCCCCACCGGGGAUUUUCUACCGCCCGAAUUUCUUCUUUCGAGAAAAUCCUCCGCAGUCGACGGUUUUCGCAUUUUGCUCGCGCAGUCUUCUGUCUCCAAAGUACUCAAGCAACGUCGAUUCUUCAUAGCCUCCCACCGAACCACUCGUGUCCACUUUCGAAAUGGGUCCUCCUAGGCGCAAGGUUCUCGCUACGGCGGAAGAGACCAUGUUCCCGCCGGAUGAGCUGCCUCAGGGCCAUCUGAUCGCCCGGGCUAUCAAGGCGACCGGAAACAACAUCUACUCAGUGGAACUUCCCUCGAAGGAAUCGGUUUUGGUGGAGCUCCCUGCCCGCUUUCGGUCGACCAUCUGGAUCAAGCGGGGUUCCUACGUGGUGAUCGAUGCCAAUGCCCUUGAGGGCCGCGACAACAAGCUCAAGGGAGAGAUUGUCAACAUCGUCCGUGAUGAGAAAGCGUGGCGCAAAGCCCCAUUCUGGUGAGUGGAUACUUCAAUCGCGAUGCCUGGGGCUACUACUGAUCCCUUUGCAGGCCAAAGGAGUUCGCUAAACAAGCUGUUGUUGUCGCGGACGACUCGGACGAAGAGGAUGAAUCCAAUGUCGG